ACCAAAACAUUAUAAUGGCUCCUAAAGACAAAAAUGCAGGCCAAAUCUUGAAGCAAGGAACCGUCAGCGGAAAUACAAAGAGCAAAGAGGUGCAUUAUAGGGGAGUUAGGAAGAGACCAUGGGGUAGAUACGCAGCUGAAAUCAGAGAUCCCGGCAAGAAGAGACGCGUUUGGCUUGGUACUUUUGAUACGGCUGAGGAAGCUGCCAGAGCCUACGACGCGGUGGCACGUGAGUUUCGUGGGCCUAAGGCUAAGACCAACUUCCCUUUACCAGAUGAAACGAACAGCUACAUAGGUAACAAGGACAAGAGCCAGCAGAGUCCUAGACAAAGCAGCACCGUCGAGCUUAAGUGUGAAGCCGAAAGUGUGAAUGGGGUUGUAGGGAGAAUUCCUUUCGCGUGCCACCGGCAGCUAGCUCUGGGUAGUGGUGGAAUGAGUGGGGUGGCUCACGCGCGGCCAGUUCUGUUUUUCGAUGCGUCGGGAAGAACCGAGGUUGUAGGUCAGGUUUACCGGCUUCCUUUUGAGCCGGUCGAAGUUCGGUUGAGUAUGGGUUUUGGAGGUGGGGUCCAAAGUGAGUCGGACUCUUCUUCAAUCAUUGAUUGUAAGCCAAGGUUGCCGAGCCCCCGUCUCGAUCUUAAUCUUCCUCCACCAGUGGAUGCUUGAUAGUUUAUAGCAGCUUUUUAAGGCAAAUAUUUCGGUUUCACUAUAAUUUUCAACAUGUGAAUAGG
This is a messenger RNA of Durio zibethinus, 727 nucleotides long. Lineage: Eukaryota; Viridiplantae; Streptophyta; Magnoliopsida; Malvales; Malvaceae. The record is from RefSeq and is a predicted model, not a curated record.